Molecule: messenger RNA, 2393 nt
Organism: Pyrenophora tritici-repentis Pt-1C-BFP
Lineage: Eukaryota; Fungi; Ascomycota; Dothideomycetes; Pleosporales; Pleosporaceae
Product: actin
Biological process (GO): regulation of DNA-templated transcription
Cellular component (GO): cytoplasm; Ino80 complex
Source: RefSeq, a predicted model, not a curated record
AUGGCUCCCUCUGCCAUCGACGAGGUGCCACAAACCCCAGGGCGCAACCCUCCCAAACCUCCGCCCAAGCUAUGGAGCGUGUCGGAACCGCCGUUCGAAGGCUUCAGGGCCGUCGACAAGGACGGUUGGGCGCAAAGUAACAGCGAAACCGCAAUAGUCAUCGAUAAUGGCUCUUCAGCAGUUCGCGCAGGAUGGUCUUUCGACUCGAAGCCUCGAUUAUCCGUGUUGCCCAACAUGGCCAGGUAUCGCGACCGCAAGCUCAACCGCACCUUUACCUUUAUCGGAUCAGAUGUCUAUGCCGACGGUACCGCACGAGGACAAUCCAAGCCCGUUUAUGAGCCGGGCAGCAACAUUGUCAACAACUGGGACGUCAUGGAGGGUGUGCUAGACUACUGCUUUGUCAAAAUGGGUGUGGAUGGUCAAUCAGGGCGCAUAGACCGGCCCAUUGUCAUGACAGAGCCCAUUGCAAACUUGGGCUAUUCAAGAAAGACCAUGUCGGAAAUUCUGUUCGAGUGCUACGGCGCACCAUCCGUCGCAUACGGCAUCGACUCGCUCUUCUCCUACUCCUACAACGGCGGUCGCAGCGGUCUAGUCAUGGAUUCAUCGUAUACCUCUACCCACGUCAUUCCCGUUGUAAACUCGAAGCCGCUAUUAUCACAAACCACUCGUCUCAACUGGGGUCGCUUCCAGUCUGCACAAUACCUGCUAAAGCUCUUGAGGCUCAAGUACCCGACAUUCCCUGGUAAGAUAAGCGACAACCAGGCCGAGGAUCUCGUUCGCGAACACUGCUAUGUAUCGCAAGACUACGAGACCGAUCUCAGCCACUACCUGGACUGGACGGGGCUUGAGGACCGAGACCACACAGUUCAGUUUCCCUAUACGGAGCAGAUUGUAGUGCAAAAGACGGAGGAGGAGCUCGCUGCAGCAGCAGAGAAGCGUAAAGAGAGCGGUCGAAGACUACAAGCUCAGGCUGCAAAGAUGCGUUUGGAGAAGCUGAAGAAGAAGGAAGAGGAAUUGGAGUGGUGCAUACAAUUGCAGGGCCAGCUUGAAGAGAUUACUACAAAGAAGGAGAAGGCGCGGGUACUCGAAUCGAAUGACUUUGACGAUGAGAACCAACUCAACAAGCGCGUCAAGGAACUCGAAUUUGCCAUUAAGAAAGCUCGAAAUAAGGAUCUAGGCGAGGUAGAAGAGGAGCAAGUUGAAGUGCCCACUUUCCCGCUCCUCGACACUCCAGACGACCAGCUUGACGAAGAAGGCAUCAAGCAGAAGCGACAGCAGCGUCUGAUGAAAUCCAACUACGAUGCCCGGCAGCGCGCAAAGGUCGAGAAGGAAAAAGAAAAGGCACGGCUCGCAGAAGAACAGCGGCUCGAUGAUGAGCGGAGAGAAACAGACCCUCAAGGCUGGAUAGACGAGCGCCGCAUAGCCCGCCAAGCCAUCAUCCAGAAGAUGAAGGACCGCGAGCGACUCAAAGCCGAACUAGGAAACCGCAAAUCUCUCGCCAACCAAAUGCGCAUGAAGUCAAUCGCAAACCUUGCAUCAGAUGCGCCUACCAAGAAAAGGCGGCGAGGAGGUGGAGACGAUGAUACCUUUGGUGCUGACGAUGCCGACUGGGGCGUCUACCGCACCAUCGCCACGGGCGAAGGUUCUGAUGACGAAGAAGAAGAAGAUCUCUCCAAGAACCUCAAAGAGAUUGAGUCCCAACUUCUCAAGCACGACCCCAACUUCACCGAAGAAUCAACGCGCGAAGCCCAAACAGACUGGACCAAGAGCAUUCUCCACGCCUUCCUCCACGGCCCCUACCCCUUCGACUCUGAAUCCCAAAGGGAAAUCAACCAAAUCCACCUCAACGUCGAACGUAUCCGCGUUCCAGAAGUCGUCUUCCAACCCACCAUUGCCGGUCUCGACCAGGCAGGAAUCGUGGAAAUUGCAUCAAACAUUCUCACCGAACGCCUGGCUGAAUCACCCCACCGUGACGAUAUACUCAAAGACAUAUUCCUUACCGGUGGCAACACAAUGUUCGAGGGUUUUGAAGACCGACUGAGAGCAGAGCUACGCGCUGUGCUGCCUGCCGAACAAACGAUCCAGGUUAGGAGGGCAAAGGACUGCGUGCUGGAUGCUUGGAAGGGCGCAGCGCAGUGGGCGAACAGGAAGGAAGCGAAGAGGGACUUUGUGACGAGGCAGGAGUUCUUGGAGAAGGGGGCUGAGUAUAUCAAGGAGCACGAUUUGGGUAAUGCUACAUACUAGGGAGGGGUGGUUUGUAUGGAUAUUGAAGGUUUGACUCAUUAUUGAUCAGGGAUUGUAGUAUUAGUAUUCUAUUAGGCUGAAUAGGCGUUUUCAUUUGCUUAAAGAAGUAGGUUAGCUUUCAAUGGUCCCUAUAAAUGGGGUUUACUUGU